Molecule: messenger RNA, 9068 nt
Organism: Xyrichtys novacula (pearly razorfish)
Lineage: Eukaryota; Metazoa; Chordata; Actinopteri; Labriformes; Labridae
Source: the annotation of a GenBank genome assembly
GGUGAAUAAAGUGUAUAUUCUAGUUUAAAAAACAGACACUGACCAGGCUGAAUGUGUGAUCAAUGUUUAUGCAAAGUUUAAAAACAAUUAAAAUGUUUCCUUCAUUGAAAACUGCUUCAGAUCCAAAUCAAAAUAGCGAAAUAAUAAGUGGAUAUUAUUAUUUGAAGGGUUAAAAGAAGCUCUUCUGUCCAUGUCAUUGUACACAGAGCUUGUCAUCUGCAGCUGCUGGCAUGUCCAGAUGCAAUCAUCAGAAGGUUGCUGUUGAGUGUCCUUCUUACUUCAUGCCUCUUCAACAUCUGAGUGAGAGGACUCGGUGUGUUUGUAUUGCAGGGUCAGUUCUUCAGGGAGUUGCUAGGGAACAUCUGAUUGAAGCGUUUAUGGGGGUUUAAAAGAUUUUUAGCAUUUUUUUGUACACAGAAUUUGUAGCAUAUUAAAAGUCAUUUUAUUACAGUUGAUUGAUGGACUUGUGUGAAUGUAGAAUAUUUUGAUGAAGGGUUUAUUAUAAAGAGCAGGCAACCAAAAGCUUUGGGCACAUUUGUGUCUUCUGCCAGGUUGAAAAAGUCUGAAUAUAGUUUUAUUUUAACUACUACAGAUCUAUUUUGUAUUACGCUGAGAUGCUGAUAGGGUCAGACCCGAUCUGCUGGCUGGAUCCUGUCACAUCUGUUGCCUCAGCCUCUGAUGUCACUGAAUGAGCAGUGCGGGCUUCCAGUGCGCACCUCCGGGGACGCAGCGGUGGCACAGGCAAAGAAUUCACUCCUCGAAACCUCCUGUUUCUCCCGUAAUCCCUGCAUCCCGAUUUCAGUCCGUGGCUUCGCUUCUCGGGGGAAACUCUUCAUCUGUGUUGCGGCAUUUGGAUGAACUUUUUAGAGGCGGAAAAGGCAGGUAAGGUAGUAUUACGCCGAGGUGGUGAUGUCCUUGAGCGCGGGCUGUUGCGCUUUCUUUGUAUACUCAUUGGAGGCAACGUCUCCAAUCUGCUGUUUUAAUUUCGCAGCGGUCCAUUGUCAUCAGCUGUCUCAAUCGAUAGAAGUGCAAAAAGUCGAGUGGUCAGUCGUCUCCGAGCAGCCGCAGACGCAGCAGCAGCAGCAGCAGGUCGGCCGGUGCAGUCAGCAGCACCAUGGACAGCUCCGUGGUGCACAUCUACAAAGAGGACAGGUGUCAAUCAGAACAGCCGGAGGAGUGCAUACCAAACUUCACUUGGCAACCCGGCGCAUCGGACGGCUUCAACUACAGCACCAAUGGCACCUGGGACUCCGAACCCGAGCCCAUGUCGCCCCUGAUCCCCAUCAUCGUGGCGGUUUACUCCGUGGUGUUCGUCGUGGGCUUGGCGGGCAACUGUCUGGUGAUGUAUGUCAUCAUUCGGUGAGUUUCAGAUCUAAUAUUAAAAGAUGAUCAUCUCUUUAAAAGUGUAAAAUAAGACGCAUGCAUGUGGCCGAGGGAGCAAGUUGAAAUUCAUUGAGCUCUAAUUGUGAACAACUGGAGUUAAUAGCAGUGAAAUUGCUUCACGCAAGUGUUUGUUCAGCUGCUGUCACGAAUGUAAUGACUCUAGGGUCACUUACGGGUCCCUGCAGGGGCCAUAAAAAAGAACAGUGGCUCUGUGAUGCUGAAACUAAAGAAAAAAGUCUCCUUUAAUGCGUUUUUGCCUCUUUAUGGUGUUGUGCCUGUGCAUAUGCAUAUGCAUGUGCAGUUUCAGACCUGAACUGUUUUUGUGGUAGAGAAUAUAAGCAGACUGUCAAUAUUUUGAUUAUGUUAAUAUAUACCAGCAGAUGUUAAAGCCUCAUAAAGGUCUUUUAGCCUCACAAACCUGGGUGGAUUCUGUUAUGUAUAGGGGAGACCAGGGCUUGUUGUCACAUUGCAGUUAUUUUUGCCACCAGGGGGCGCAACUAAAAAGUGGAAUACUAGUUUUCUUCCUUUACAUGGUCAGGGGUCGUCCUGUCUGAGAAGAGAAGAGAACAUUGUGAGCUGAGAUGAGCGCAAAUUAACCAUUUCGCACAACCCAAAGUAAAAAAAAUUAACUUUAUUUUUUAAAAUAAGGUUCUUUCAGAUAAAAACCAUAGCAGUGAUACAUGUGGACUUCUUAGAGGGGAGAUUAAGGCAUCCUGUCAUACCUCAGUCAUUGUUCUGUUUUAAGCUAACUUUAAGAUAGAACUCUAAUCAGCAAACAUGGUGGUUUAGGAGUCAUUUUGGAGAUAGUUGUCACAUGUUUAAAAGGGAUUAAAAUUGACACAGAGAGUGUGUUCAUCAGCAGUUGUCAUAUUAACUUAGACUUUAUCUUUACAGAAAAAAAAGAGUGGUUUAAAGGAGAGGAGAAAGCGAGAAGACAUGGUCAGGAAUUUCAAAAGAAAAACAGUUGCAUAAUAUUUGAUAUUAACGUUUGUUCAAUGACUUUUUCUUCAUUUUCUGUGCCUGACUUUGUUGUUCACUUUGAAGUGAAAAAAUGAGAACAACAAUAAUUUUGUCUUUGUUUUAUUAGCUGCAAAAUCCACUGUGACAUCUUACCCCGUGUAGUGAGACAACUUACCCGAUGGUGGGGCAACAUGUCACAUGUUCACACUCUGCUUAUAACUCUGCACUGACACAAGAUAUGAAAAUGACAUGAAAACAAAAUAUAUACCUGAGACUUUGUUCUUUCAUCUGGUACACAUUUUGUUUAUAUAUGACGUAUUGAUUCCAAUAAAUAUGUAAGAGUGUAAAAAGUGUGACAACAAGCCCCGGUCUCCCCUACUAAACAAGUUAAAACAGGAAAAUCAGAAUUAAAGUUGAAGAAGUAGCAGCCAUAUUCCCUUUAGUUCCCCUGCCUUAUCUUCCUUCCUUCCUCGUCUGAAAAAGUGAAAGGAUUGUAACAACAACUAAAAAUCAGCCCUGAUGGACAACAUCGACAUGUUUUCUUCCAUGACAGAUACACCAAAAUGAAAACAGCCACCAACAUAUACAUCUUCAACCUGGCUGUAGCAGAUGCUCUGGUCACCACCACUAUGCCCUUCCAGAGCACUGAUUACCUGCUCAGUUCAUGGCCGUUCGGCGAAGUGGCGUGUAAGGUCUUCAUCUCCAUCGAUUACUACAACAUGUUCACCAGCAUCUUCACGCUGACCAUGAUGAGCGUGGACCGCUACGUGGCUGUGUGUCACCCCAUUAAAGCCCUGGAUUUCCGCACUCCAGUGAAGGCAAAGAUCAUCAACGUGAUCAUCUGGGUGCUGUCGUCUGCCGCUGGGGUCCCGGCGAUGAUACUGGGAAGCACCAAGACGAAUAAUGGUACCUCUAGCUUACAUAAAUUCACUCAUAUGCACCUAUUUGAUGAAACUCUUUUGUCUCUCAACCCACGUUCUUUUAAUACUUUUGUUUUGCCUCAGAGACAAAGACAAUCUUUCAGCCAUAAAGGGAAAUUUUCACUCAAACGUCACAUGUGUUAUCUCAAUUGGCUGCAGGAAGCAUCUUUAAAGCAUCUUUAAAGCAUAGGUGAAGCAUAAUGGAUCCUCGUAAAGAGAGGAAUUUUUUUCAGGGACAGUCUGACAGACAUUGCAUUCACAGGAAGCUUCUGUUCAAUGAGCAAAGUGCUCUUUACUCUGGUAUCAUAUAAGUCUGGAUUCACAGCUUUUCAUUUCUGAAAAGACCUCAUUGUUGUGAGAAGAUAAGAUGGAAUAGUUUCAGCAAUUCUGAGUCAGUUCAGGUGGAUAUGUGUGAAAAAAUAUUACUGGAUGUAUUUUGACUAGAUUAGAAACAAACGUUUAUGGUACCCUGGAUUAAAAUCUACACUUGAUUUCUUUUGUUUGGGUGUCAAAUAUCAUAACAACUGUUGAGGAAAUUGCAGCAUAAAUCCAAGGACCCAAGUUUGCUGUGUGGUCAGAGAGGUUUUUAAUGGUAGCAAGCCGACAAGCGGUGAAUUCACCCAGUGUGACAGAAUGACAAUCGUUGUGAUCUAACUGAUAUACCAUUAGAACAAAGACUCUGAGGUGAGCCAAUAGAAUGACAGACAAAAUACCAAUUGACCAAUGGGAUGACAGACUAGCAAAUAGCAUACUCCAGGUGCAGAACAGACUGAAUUUACACACAAGAGACACACCUAUGUUAACUAUCAAAGGAAGAAAGGCCAGGUGUUAAGUCCAGGUAAGUGGAAGACAAUGGAACCUCCUGAAGGAGUCUCCGAUUAUGGCGGGGGUCCGUCCAGGGAAGGUGUCAUGCCUUUUUACAGAGGAGACACCUUUUGUUCUGAAUGCAAAUUCAGUUACAGUUUCAAGGCAUCCCCCAACACAGUCAGCAUACAAUGUUAUUUUUCAAUUUUCAACACAAUUAUGAGAUGGUUGAAAGUUCAGACAGUCAUGUCCCCAACUGAUGAGCUACGUCACAUUUUCAGAAGUGAUUUUUUGGCACAAUUGUACCCAACUAAACAUUACUGUCAUAUAACACAUGAUGAGUUAUCACAUGCCUUAUGAAAAAUAUAAAUUUGGGAAUAGAACAACCCCUUGUAAGUAACUUUGAUUUGGUUCGUGUUGAUUUUGGUGCCCCGUGUGAGGCAAACUGAAAAUCUACAUGUAAGUACUGUCUUUUUUUAAAUUAAACUUUCCUCAUGCUGUCUUUAACAGUCAAAUGUAACAUACAUCAGUGAGUUUUGCUGAGGGAAAUUUGUAAUCCUACACCUACCCAGCCGAAGCAAUGACAAGCAACAAUCAUAACUCUGUAGAAAUCAUCACUCUCAAUACCCACAGACUGGACUGCUUUUGUGACUCACUAGUAGAGCACAAGAGAAACAUAUUGUGCUAAAAUGUUACCAUCUUGUGCCUACGAUAUAAAAAAUAAUACUUUUUGGGUCUUCAGGAGCCUCAGGAGCCUCCUUUUGGAUAUAAGUAUGACUUUCAUGAGAUUUUAAUGUGGCAUCAAAAUCUGAUCUUAAUACCUAAGACCACCGAUCUAGCUUGUCUUUACGUUUUAUGCCAGCUUAUGUUAGUGUGCUUGCAUACUUCAUUAUUACAGUUAAUAUUUCAAAAAUUUACGAGAUGAAGAAACAUCUCCAUGUUGGCGUUGUCAAUUUGAGCAAGUUAGACCUGAGCAUUGUUAGGAUGGGAGGAGACAGUUGUUGUUUUUUCUGAACAAUAGUUUGAAACCUGUCCUUCUUAUUCUGCUUCAACAGGAACUACAGAGUGUGCCCUACAGUUCCCUGAACCCUACAUUUACUGGGAUACCCUGAUGAAGAUCUGUGUCUUCAUCUUCGCCUUUGUAGCUCCUGUCAUCAUCAUCACCGUCUGCUACACACUGAUGGUCCUGCGGCUGAAGAGCGUUCGCCUGCUAUCCGGUUCUCGAGAAAAGGACCGCAACCUGCGCCGGAUCACACGCCUGGUCCUGGUGGUGGUCGCCGUCUUCGUGGUGUGCUGGACCCCAAUCCACAUCUUCAUCUUAGUCAAAGCUCUGUCAACCAAUGUGCCUGACACCACCGCCGUUAUGGCCGCCUACUUCUUCUGCGUAGCACUGGGCUACACCAACAGCAGCCUGAACCCCAUCCUCUACGCCUUCCUGGACGAGAACUUCAAGAGGUGCUUCAGGGACUUCUGCUGCCCGGGUGCCCAGGGACAUGGAGACUGUCAGGGGGUAAGCCGGGUGAGGAGCACCCUGAGGGAUCACUCGUGUCCCACAGAGGGCCGAGGAAGUACUAUGAGGCAGGCAAAACCCGUAUGACUAGCCAUGGGUGUGUCCUCAAUGCCUAAUCAGGGCUGGGAGGACUCCAACGAUUUGGGAUUGACUCAAAUCACCACGGCCAUCUGAGGGAGGGGCGACAGAGAGUACAACAUUUUAAUAUAUAACUCCCUGAAUCAGUUAUUUACAUCAUUUUUGUCUAAAUAAUUAGUAAAAUAUGUGAGAUACUAAUCCAAGAUAAAGACAAAAGUUAUCCUUGUUUGAUGAUGUCAAUUUUCACCACCAUUUUUCUACAGCACACAUAAAAGACGAACAGCCUUGGCCUCCAAACUUUAACUUUUAGAAAGUCAGAAGGAGAGGAGCGGUUAGGGGCAAAACCCACAGGAUCCAGGACGGCGGAGCACAGCGCAUCAAUUCAGUGCAGCGCAGCAUGAGCAGCAGCGGAAGUUGUAUGCAGUUACAGAGUCCCGCCCUCCUUCGCCUCUGAUUGGCUAGAGGUGCUGGGCUCCGAUUGGUUAUUCCCUAGGCUGUGAAACUUCAUGGUCUGUUGGGUUAGAGUUAGGGUUAGGGUGAAGGUUAGGGUUAGGAGACUGAGAAGUGCGAUAAUGUUCUGUAAUGUUCUGUUCGAAUUACAGAGCUGACAGCCCGUGUUUGACUUGAGUGUAUGAUGACGUUUCCAGCUUUUCUAGCCAAUCAGAGGUGAAGGAGGCGGGACUUUCCCCUCCCGCCCUACAAAAAAAAAUCACCUCCCGGGAAACUACGUGAGCCCUCAUGAGAUAUCGUCUAGUCUCGCGAGAAAUAUCGGUAAUCUCGCGAGCGCCUCUCUUCUUCUCUCUUGGAUCUGGUGGGCGCUGUAUGCUUGCAGAUCUGCCUGCCAGUCCGGAGCGAAGCUGAGCCGUUUCGGAUCCAGUGGGAUUCCCGGGUUAGACAGUUGUCAUCUGAUUUUAUCCCACGUGGUGACCAGUAGAUGGCACUAAAUCCUGCAGAUUGAGCCUAAAGUAUGUUGCUAUAUUACAAACUUUAAAUCCUGGAUGCCCCUGCGAGAAUAUUUCAUGAUGUAUAAAUCCUGUAUAAAGCUCGAUGUUCAUAAAGCUUAAUCUUGUUUAAUUUGUAUGAUAUCAGUGUCUACAGCAGUGUUGUCAUGAUAGUAAAAAAAAAAAAUCCACAAAACCACCAAAAAUAUUUCGUUAAGCUGCAUAAUUAUAUUUUGUUCACCUGACCUGUAAAUAUAUGUACAAUAUGAAUCAGAUAGUGAAGAUCGUAUGAACAGAUUGUACAGUAAUAGACCUGCAUCAACAGGCUUAUUUCACAUUUAUUGUGUUUAUUGUUUUAUGCUCUGCCCCUGUAGAAAAACUUAGUUAAUGAUCUUUAUCUUUCAAGAUUUUCUUCUAAGUAGCAAACUCAUGUAAAAUAUUUAAUAACCUCUCAGGGAUCCUCCUCUGUAUUCUCUCCUUAACAAGUGGGCCGAUUUUUAAUGAGGCCUGAGACGACAAACAUCAAAGGUUUCUGUACUCAAACGCUGAACUCUGAGCUUUGAGACACUAUCAUUACACCUGACACUGCUCAGCUUUUUACACAUUUCCAGCUGUGAUCUUUUACGUCUCUUCGAGCAGACGUCAAUGUAGAGUUGUACAUAGAGCUGUCAUCUUGUCAGAGAUAUCGACACAUGUGAAAAUAGGGCAAGGGGCUCUGAGGUAACAUCUGACAAGACAAUGAUUUCAUUCUUCAAACAGGGCUUUUGGUGUUAGUUUUCACUGCACAUCACAGCCUAACAUGUCAUCUUCGAUGUUUUAGAUCUAUGCAUUAUUCAGUUUUUAUUUUAUAUUGACAUUUCAUCAGAAAAAAAACAAUGCAGUUUCAUACCGUGUCUGUUUUCUGAAUUUUUGUAGCUGUCAUAUAGGAAUCAGCAAACAAAUGGAUUAAUAAAGGAACAGCUUUUGGGAGCUUGUUCUUCGGAAAAAGCAAAACAUUUACAUAUUUUUUAAUCUAUAUCUGACUAUUCUACUGUAGUUAUAGAAGAAGUGUAUUUUUGUGCCUUGUUUGGUGUGCCUUAUCCCUGGAUAUUUAAAGCUCCUGUGAGGAUUUUUCUGUUUGUGUGGAUUUUGGCGCCCCCCUGUGGACAAGCAGGGUCAGUCCUGUUAAUGCUUGAGUCGUGAUUAUAACAAAAAAAACAAUCUUAUUCUACUUUCUUGUUCGUCAAAUGUGUCUUUAAUGAAUACGCUAGGAAAACUGCAUCUGUUCGUUUGACGCCUACCCCGUAACUACGGUUUAGAAACAGAUUAAAAAACCUACGGAGAAUAAGCUAGUCUCUCGCUGAUGGUCUUGUUUGCUUUUGUAGCUCAUAUUAAGGCAUUUUAACCUGCUUCUCAACCAGCGAGAACAUCCUCAGAGGAGCUUUAACCUGAUGAUGACAUGUGAUAAAACUCAUUAACAGUGCAUCCAGUAGUUACGGCUUACUGCUUCAAUUGUAGCAUAAUCUUUAAAAGAGUGUACGUCUAACUCUUGUUUUUAGCUUGGUUACAUCGUGUGUCUUUUCCUCUAACUCUGUUGUUCAAGUGACUGACAUGAAUGUAAUUAAAAUCACAUAAUUAGCCCAUUUCAGUCUGGGCCAGACCACGAUUAACAUGUAACACUCUGUAAAUUCGUUCAAUCUGAUGAUAUUUUGCUGUAUCUCUGAGCUUUGAAUGUUAAACAUGCUUCAAACACACGGAGAAUAAAGCUGUCAAAUGUCAGACUAAUGAGACGGGUGUCAUUUCUGUGUGAUGAUAUCAGGCGGGUUCAGUGGAAAACAUUUAAAAGAGAAUAUGCCUCCGCUCUCCACGAGUCCUUUUUUUCCUUUACAAUCCAUUUUUUUCUUCCAGCUUUAGACUCAAAGUUAGCGUUUCCAUGGUGAGCGCACGCACGGAAAGUAGUGGUUCAAGGCUUGUUUCAAUAAUUACGAGAUGUUUUGUGUCUUUGGCCUUGCAGAGAAAUUUGCAUUGACUCCAAAUCCAGCCACUACUUAAGGACUUAGGUUGUUUUGUUUGCUGCACUGUCUCUUUUCUUUUACUUAGUUAGUUUUAUUCAAGGGCAUCACCAGAAUAAACGGGCACCAUGCAAAGGCAGUAGGCGCUGCUACCACAGGCUAAUUAGUAUAUCAACACAUCCCCUACAUUUAUGACACAGGGAAAACAAUCAUAACGAUAAUUGACAAACCCUUUACGUCGGUGAGUAUUCCUGUGCGAACAAUAGAAGAAACCUAGAGGACCGAUGAUUAGUUCCUUUUAACCAAGAAGUUUCUCCGACUAAGUACAGUAUGAGGACCAUGAGGAUUAUAAUUUGCAUCGAGAACUGUUCACUAUGUAUUAAGACUGACAUGUAUGCAAAGCACUUCAAGGGAAAAUGUUACUAUUUCAUUUUGCAGACCCUUUUGUCCAGAGCAAUGCACAUCAGAGAGUAAGUGCACC